Messenger RNA from Rana temporaria (common frog), 1795 nucleotides. It is a transcript of the gene PPAN, whose product is annotated as peter pan homolog. Gene Ontology annotation, molecular function: rRNA binding. The record is from RefSeq and is a predicted model, not a curated record. Bases 107 to 1696 code for a protein of 529 amino acids. Lineage: Eukaryota; Metazoa; Chordata; Amphibia; Anura; Ranidae. Gene Ontology annotation, cellular component: preribosome, large subunit precursor. The transcript has 12 exons. Gene Ontology annotation, biological process: rRNA processing; ribosomal large subunit assembly.
AUGGAGGCGGAACUGAAGAUUCCGGAGCUGCGGACUGUUUUCCGUGUAUCGCACCCAAAGCGGAAGUGUGUUUUGUAGCACGUGGGUAGAAGCUGGAGCGGGUGAUAUGUCGAAGGAGAAGACAAAGAAUCAGAAGAAGCUGCGAGCCACUUCCAUCCACAAUGCAGAGGAAGAAUAUGCAAGCGUCCCUCACUCCUUUGUCUUCCAUCGCGGGGUGGUUGGAAAGAACGUACAGCAGCUGAUUGAGGAUGUCCGACGGGCGAUGGAGCCAUUCACGGGCGCUUCUCUCAAGGUUCGCAAGAAGAAUAGCUUGAAAGACUUUGUUGCUGUGGCUGGGCCACUAGGAGUGACCCAUUUCCUGAUCUUCACCAAGACGGAAGCCAAUCUCAACUUUAAAUUUGUCCGUUUGCCUAGAGGACCCACACUACACUUCAGAGUGACCGAGUAUUCAUUGGUAAAGGAUAUCAUCUCCUCUCUAAAGCGACAUCGGAUGCACGAGCAACAGUUCACUCACCCACCUCUGCUGGUGCUUAAUAACUUUGGCACGCAAGGAAUGCACGUGAAGGUGAUGGCCACCAUGUUCCAGAACAUGUUCCCCUCUAUCAAUGUUCACAAGGUAAACCUGAAUACAAUCCGCAGAUGCAUCCUUAUAAAUUAUAACGAGGACACCCAGUCGCUGGACUUCAGACAUUUCAGUGUAAAGGUGGUUCCAGUAGGAAUGAGCAAAGGUGUAAAGAAGCUGCUUCAGGAGAAGUUCCCUAAUAUGAGUCGCUGGGAGGACAUCAGUGAGCUGCUGGUCAAAGGCGCCAACCUCUCAGAGAGCGAGGCGGAGCAGGAUGGAGACCACAACAUCACAGAGCUGCCCCAGGCCUACGCUGGCAGAGGCAACAUGAAGUCCCAGCAGAGUGCCGUACGUCUGACUGAGAUUGGACCCCGGAUGACACUGCAGUUGAUUAAGAUAGAAGAAGGCUUAAGUGAUGGCAAAGUCCUGUAUCACAGCUUUAUCAAGAAGACAGAAGAGGAGAUCUCGGCAAUGCUGGAUCGCAAAGAGAAGAAACUUAAGCUGAAGAAUGAGCGGAAGAAGAAACAGGAGCAGAAUGUGCAGAAAAAGCAGGAGCAGAAGAAAGAGAACAAGAGUCGCAGUAUGGCUGGUAUGAAGAGGAAGAAAGGUGAGGAAGAGGAGGACAGUGAGGUAGAGGAUCCUGGGGAGUCAGGAGCACAAGAUCCAGCUAACCUAUCAGAAGAUGAUGACGCCGAGUAUUACAGACAGGUGGUUGGGAAGGAGCCUGACAAAGACCUUUUUCUACACGGAAGCAAAAAGCCCUUUGGGGGAAGGAAGUUUGGACCUCCCAGAAAGAAGUUUAAAGGUUCUAAAGGACCUUCCAAAGGGAGACGGGAUUCUGAUUUCCAGGCUGAACCUCACAAGGGCAAAUUCAACAAACACCAAAAGUCAAAAUUCCCAAAAGGACAGUCGCCCCGACCUGGCAAAAUGCAACAGAAGUUUCAUAAAAGUAAAGAAGGGAAAGGAGGACACACACGCUCUCCUGCUCAGGGCAAAAGGAAGGGCUUCAAGAAGCCGGGGGCAUUUGGCUCUAAGGGUCCAAAGAUGGGGGGGAAUCGCUCAAAAACAAACACCCGGCAAAAUGUGGGCGGGCCAAAAGGAAAGGCUUUCAAACAGAAGAAAAAGUCAUAUUAAAUGGACAACUAACACAUCUUUUGUAAAUAUGUGUAUUUAUCAUCUAGGUAUCUGGCUAUGUUAUGGCUGCCAAAAAAAUAAAAUUUCCUUUAUAAAUUU